This is a messenger RNA of Hirundo rustica (Barn swallow), 9020 nucleotides long. It is a transcript of the gene LPCAT1, whose product is annotated as lysophosphatidylcholine acyltransferase 1. Gene Ontology annotation, molecular function: calcium ion binding. NCBI's taxonomy places the organism in Eukaryota, Metazoa, Chordata, Aves, Passeriformes, Hirundinidae. The record is from RefSeq and is a predicted model, not a curated record. The transcript is spliced from 14 exons. The coding region runs from base 132 to 1715 and encodes 527 amino acids.
GAGCGCUCCGGCCGCCGGUGCCGCCCGCACUCCGCGCUCCCGCCCGGCGCCGCCGCUACCCGCGACCGGCGGCCGCCGCGCACGGCCCGCGCCCUCUCCCGCGCCGCGUCCGCCCGUUGUCCUGCCCCGCCAUGAAGUUGAGCGGCCGCGGCCGGGGAUGCUGCGCGGGCGGCAGCCGGGAGCGCGGGCCGCCGCCGCGGAGCCCCUUCGUGCACCAGCUGCGCUUCAGCCCUCUGGAGAAAGCCAAGAUUGCCUUCAUGACCUUGACUCUGUUUCCUAUCCGACUCUUUUUUGCUGCUUUUAUGAUGUUGCUGGCCUGGCCUUUUGCGUUCAUAGCUUCAAUGGGAUCUGAUGAGCAAGAGCUUGAAAAGCCCCUCUCCUGGUGGCGAAAGGUAGUGGAUAUUCUGCUGAAAGCAAUAAUGAGAAUGAUGUGGCUUGCUGGUGGAUUCCACUGGAUAAAUGUAAAAGGCAGACGGGCAUUGCCAGCAGAAGCAGCAAUAUUAACGGUGGCUCCCCAUUCUUCCUACUUUGAUGCCAUUCCAGUAACAAUGACCUUCGCCUCCAUUGUGAUGAAAGCAGAAAGCAAAGAUAUUCCUGUUUGGGGAACUCUGAUCAAGUAUAUCCGACCAGUAUUUGUGUCUCGGGCAGAUCAGGAUUCUCGCAGGAAAACUGUUGAAGAGAUAAAGAGGCGUGCCCAGUCUGGUGGUAAAUGGCCACAGAUAAUGAUAUUCCCAGAGGGCACUUGCACAAACCGAUCCUGUCUAAUUACAUUCAAACCUGGAGCAUUUAUUCCUGGGGUUCCUGUACAGCCUGUGGUUUUACGUUAUCCAAACAAACUGGACACAAUCACAUGGACGUGGCAAGGGCCAGGAGCGUUUGAAAUUCUGUGGCUUACUUUAUGUCAAUUUCACAAUUCUGUGGAAAUCGAGUUUCUACCCGUGUAUAUUCCUUCAGAAGAGGAAAGAAAAAAUCCAGUGUUAUAUGCCAAUAACGUCAGACGUGUAAUGGCACAGGCGUUGGGAGUUUCAGUGACCGACUACACAUUUGAAGACUGUCAGCUGGCUCUGGCUGAAGGACAGCUUCGUCUGCCUUCAGAUACGUGUCUUUUAGAAUUUGCAAAGCUUGUGAGAAGCCUUGGGUUGAAGCUGGAGACACUUGAAGAUGAUCUUGAUAAAUACGCUGCAAGUGCCAUGAAAAUGAAGAAAGAAAAGGUUGAUCUCAAAGAAUUUUCAGCCUACUUGGAAUUUCCAGUUUCUCAGACAUUAGAAAGUAUGUUUGCACUUUUUGAUGAGAAUGAAGAUGGUGUAAUUGACAUUCGGGAAUUUGUCGUUGCUCUGUCAGUUGUCUGUAAGCCAUCCAAAACUCUGGAAACAAUCCAGCUGGCAUUUCAGCUGUACCAGUCAGAAGGUGGAACUGUAACAGAAGAGGAUUUAGCUUGUAUUUUGAAGACUGCCAUGGGUGUGUCACAAAUUGAUGUUACACACCUUUUUAGAGCUGUAGAUGAAGAAGAAAAAGGAAAGAUUACAUAUGAUGACUUCUACACAUUUGCUGUGUUGCACCCACACUUUGCAGAAGACUAUCUCUAUGCUGAUCAGAUGGGAGCUGAGAGCGGCUUGGAGACUUCAUCUCUUUCUGCUCCUAAUGGUAUCUGUACUGACUUCAGCCCUGACAGCAGUGGAGAUAGAAGGAAGCCCUUGCAGAAGAAACUGAAUUAACACUACAACUGUUACCUUCCUCUCCUGGUGAGAGGGUUGUAUUUUCUUGGGAUUUUCAUAAGUCACUCCAAUUAUACAGCAAAUACCAGUUUUGUGUGUGAAAGUUCUACCUGAAUACCAUCCUUUGAAUCAUAUGUGCUGUAUUUAACAACAUGUUCCAGGUUACUUUGGGAAAGGUGUUUUUAUUUUUUUUGAAAAGGUCUUUGAAAGGCAAAAAUGUGAAUGUGCUUCAUUAUUAAUGUUCAUAUUUAAAAGGAAGCGGCACAACUUAUUUAUAUUCCAUUGGCUAGUUCCUUGUACAAAGUGUCGCACAAACUGUGCAUGUAUAAAGAAACUGUAGCUACUAUGGUGUAAAGUGCACUUUGGUGAUUAGUGUUUUCCCUAGUUACGGGGAUGUUUAUUUGGGGCCAAACUUUGCUGUCCAUAUCUGAAUAGUCAGUCUUGUUGAUUUUGGUGGGAUUAUUCUCUUGAGCAAGGCAAGCAUACUUUGGCCCUUUGUUUUGGUUUCAGUGAACAGUUUGGAAACAGUAAUACAAAAAAUUGCUAAGGAUUACUUUUUAUUUUUAUUGCUGAAUGAUAUAAUUAUUUCUCUUUCCAUGGUAGAAUGAAAAGGAAAGGCUCCUUAUCCCUCACCCCAACACUUUUUUACUGUAAUCUUACGGAUGCAAUUAAACAUUAAUUCUUUCCAAACUGACAUGCCACAUGCUGUUUGAAAAUACAUAACUGAACUGUUUGUGCUUUUCUCUUAUAACCAAUUCAAAUCAUGUCCACACAACAUUUUAUGGGAGAUGUUUACAGAGCUAUAUUUGUUUUAGAUUUAUCAGGAGUCACAGGUUUCUUUUGUAGCAAGCCUAUACAGAUAACGUAGCAUGGAAUGCAUCAUGAAAACUUUGGUGUAUCAGCACAAGUUGGAAAAGGUUGCAGUCACUUCAGAGGCCAAGCCAGCAACAAAUUGCAGAAUAUCCUGAAGAAGUGCUAGUUAAAUCUCUAUAGCAAUGUUACAUAUACUUCAUAGAACAUAUAUGAGGCUUAGAAUAGUUUAGAACUGUUAAAAAAACCACCACAGUUGUAUCAGUAAUACUUAUGUUUCCUUUUGUAGAGCCAGAUGCCUUAACUGCUACUGGAGGUCUCAGAAAAAUCUAGAUUAUUAUUAUAAAACCACAGAGCUUCAUUGAUUAGGAAAUAGGACAAAAGCCUCAAGGAGUAGGAAGGAGGACUCUGUUACAAAAUAACUGUGAUGGCAAAUCCGCUUCCAAACAAAAAAAUCUUUUAAGUCAUUUCUGACUAGUUUUGUGCAUGGAAAACCCUUGAGAUUUGAGUCUUCCAUAAAGGAAUUAAAACUAGAUUUGAAAGGGAAGAAUUUUAGCAAAGGAUGUCUGUUUGUACCAGAUGCUUUUAUGACUAUUGUUUAAAUAGCAGGAGGUGUUUUAAAGCUCAUUAGGAUAUUGGAAUCUGUCCUUAAAAAUCCCAAACUGUAUGUUGCAGGACUCCAAAUUGGAACUGCCUUUAAUAAAGAGGGUAGGAGGAAAAAGGUAAGAAAAUAUGCUUUAUGUGGGAGUAAUAAUUAAAUUUUUGAUUUAUCGAGGUAGCAAAAGCCAAGCUCACAAGGCAGCAGCAGACUGGCUGGCAACAUAUGAGUUAAAACUGAUCAUGAAAAACAGGAGAAAUUGAUUGAAAAAAUAAGGCAUGUGAGAAACUACACUAAAGUAGGAAUAGUCAGCUGCACAGAGAGGGAGUGAGUAUUACUGUCUUGAAGCAGGGAUGACACAGAAUAUGUCAAACUGAGCACUGUUAACUCUUUGCUGCAGAAAAGAUGCAUCUUUGCAUCGUUUGAGGGAGGGAUGCAUCAGCAUGUGGCCUGUAAGAAGCAGGUUGGUACUUCUCAUUACCAAGAUGUGAUAAGGUCUUACCUGAGGUACCUAUUCAUACUGGGGCACUUGAGAGAGAUGGGGUGUAACUGAAUAAAGUCUGAGGACAGAAAGUACUAAAAAGAGAUCAAAAGUAUCCUUUAAUCCAGAGAAGAGGAGACUGAAGGAAGAUGUGAACUUAUCUUUAAAUAUGGAAAAAGUUGUUAUAGAGAAUAUAGGAACACUCUUCUCCACAAGGAUGGUAGAUGCUGGCUAUUAAUUGAAAAGGCAAGCUGAGCAUUAGGAAAAGUCUCUUAGAAUGCACCUUGUUAGCAUUAGGAAAAGUCUCUUAGAAUACACCUUGUUAACCUAAGGAAAGGGUUAUUUCAGGUGGGGUGAACAGCCUGCCUUCCUUCACUAGAGUUUUUGAAAACAGAGAAGACAGCUAUAAUGGAGAUGCUUGAUUUUGUUGAUCAUGCCCCAGGGUUACAGGGAGAUAUCCCUGAGGUCUGUUUUCUAUAAUUAUACAGUAUGUAAGAGAAGGCAGGUGUAGUCUGGACAUACUGUAUCUCUACAGGACUAUGGCACGUGGCUCAUGCUGGCUAAGUUAUCUUUUGGUUUGUAUGUGAGCUUGGGAAUUUGAGAAUUUCAGAAUGCAGGGAAGAAGAGUUCCCCAGCACAUGUCUGAAAAGAAGAAAGAGGUAAGCUUAGAAUCCUGUGAACAGCUCUGAAGUGAGAGAAGCUCCAAAGGAAGAGAUACAUUGACCACAUCUAUGAAAGAGCAAAGCAGGCUGAUCGAAGUUGGCUGAAUACGAGUGUGUCUAAUUUGCACAUAUGGUGUGAGUAACUUGGGGGUCUGUUUUAUGAAAGCCCAUAGGUUCACUGACUUUUUUUUUAUUAUUAUUAUUUUGAGGUGUUUUGUAACUGAAUGUAAAGCUGUACUUGUGUGCACCUAAGCUGUACAGAGUGCAUUGAAGGGUGCUGCAGCCUGUAGUAGAUGGGCCCUUAAACAGGCGCCACAUUGUGUGGUGAGGAGGCACUGAAAGAAAGUCUGUGCACCUGUGAGCUCAGGCCAGAGCUGCUGCUGGAGAAGUCAAACAAGUACCCUUGGGGGAUUAAAACUCAUUUAAAAAUCAGUGGAUUAAAUCAUUUAAACAAAAAAGCAUAAGACAAAAUGACAGAUUCUGGAAGGAAAUGUGAUUCUCCCUCUUUUGAGAAAUUACUGACUGAGAUAAAGACAUAAUAGGAGGAAUGAUAGGAUGAAGGAUCAGCCUGCAUGGAAAUAUUGUUAGAUCACACAUUGUGUCACGGAAAUUGAGAUUAAUUAAUAUAAUUCCAUUAAUUUUAGCAUUUGUAGUAUAUAAUAUUAGACUGUCUUGUAGUGAGAGAGAAGCCACAUUACCUACCACAGGGUGAUGAACUCAGGCUCUUAAGGGCUGAGGCCUGGAACACGUCGCACGACUGCAGCAAUACUCAUUCCAACUCAUCCAUCUGCAGAAGGGUUUCAAAAGCUCCCGAUGAGAAGCCUUCUUAGACGCAUCUGACUGUGGAGCAGCUGGGUGGUGACAGUCAACUUCCAGUGACUUGAUGCAAAGUCAGAGUAGCAGUGAAAAUUUCUUUUCCCCUUCACCAAACAUUCAUUAAAAUAUUACUGAUUUUAUAGGCAGAUGGUUAUCUUUUAACAGGUAGUAUCAACAUUCCUUAAAUUUACAAGGAGACGUGCAGAAAUUACUUUGGUUCUUUGCAACUAUUCAACUUAAUUGAUCCUUAUACAAAAAAUGCAGGGGUGUGAAGGCAUUUGACAUUUCUGAUGAGCAUUUUUGUACUCUUAUGUAACACUGCCAUCCCGUGCCAGUAGAGUUCUUGCAUCGACCUGAAUUUUUGCAUAUUGUAUGAGAUACCCAGCCAAGGCCGGGUGUCUCUUCUCAUAUGCCUGAACAAGUAUUUAAAGUUACCAGAAAACCACAAAAUCCAAAAUAUCUGAAGUUUUGGGGGUUGGUUUGAUUUUUUUUGUUGUUUCAUUUUUAUUUUUUCAAACAUAAUGAAACCCCACUAAAACCAAACAAAUGCUUAGUAGGUGCAAAGCAUGUUUAAACCACUGUCUCUAGCACAGUAUGGCAAGUGUUAUUACAGAUUUUUCGGGGAGUCUGUUGCUGUAGCCGAUAAAUUUAAAAAGCUUCAUAGGAAAUUUGGAACUUCCAUAAGCUUUAUGGAGAAACUAGGUAGUACACUUUAUAUGAAUUAAUUACACUAUGUGUUCUGAUGCAUUUAUUGUCACUAGAAUGAUCUAGGUGUGAUAAAUAGCAAGCAGACGUGUGUGUUAGCUAAUCCCAUUUCAAGGUAUAAAUCCUUAGGUCACAGACACGUGUGCAGGAGGGAAGUGAUGCAACCUCUUUGGAGACGUAGCUGCCAGAAGUAAAUAGCUAAGUGUCACACAGCUCUUUAUUAAUAUCUUCAUGCAAGCUGAAUACCUUUGUUAGCUAAUUUAGGCAUUGGGGUGGCUGGAGUGUUUUUGUAUUCAUAAAAUGCAGUAAACAUUUUCCUGGAGAAGUCAUUGUUGCACUUCAGUAUCUUGUGAAUUUUUAAAGCAGGUGUGUUUUUAUUUAUUUAUGAGUUCCCUGAUAAGUUUGUCUUUGGUAUUGCCAUUAAAUUAUUCUUCCUAUUUUUAUAUUACCAUGAGGUAGCUAUAGCUUCUCAGACUGUUUUAGUCACCUUCUGCUCUCUACUCCUUCAAGAAUAGCAUUCUCAUUAAAGGACAAAAUUUAAAAAAAAAAUUAAAAACAACAACAACAAAAACCACCACCCUGCCCUGACUUAAAAAAUACUAGUUGCAUAAUUCUAGUAGCAUGUGCUGUAGAUCCUUUGAUCUCAGAAAAAUAAAACCUGUUAGCACAGCUUUGCAUCUGUUAGAGGACUAAAGUAGGCUGGAGAAAAAAAAAUUCUGAUUAUUAGUUCUAACCAGCUAAGUUCAGUUUUUUCUUUAGUUCAGAGUGUGGCUCAUAACACUUUCUGAAAUGUUGAAUUUUACUUAAUAUGAAGCCUCUUGUUUUUUUUCUCUAGCAGAGUUUUCAUGAGUGCUCUAGAAACAGGAAAUGACAAAUACUCUGGCAAAAAGUUCUACAUUAGCAAAAUUCACAUUUGGCCCCUAAAGCUGUAUUGAGGUACAGAAGUUCCCUGUGAACCAGGCAGUUCAAAUAGUUUGCUACUUUUUAGGUAUCUGAACUUCAGAUGAUAAGAAAAAUUAACAAAUUAUUCUGAAUAAAUCAUUAAAAAAAAAAAAUAGAAUACAAAGUGGAAAGUAAGAGUUAUCAUCAGUGCCAUUAAUAAUUAGUUACUAAUUAAUUAAAUUAUUCAUUGAUCAGUCCAGCAAAACUGCAAGAUCUGUUUCACAUAUGAGCAGGAAGGCUGACAUGGUCAUUCAGGUAAUUUUGCUAACCUGACUAGGUAGAAUUUAAGCCAGGUGGUCUUUACUCAGAGAGCAUUUCUUGAAGAAAUCAGAGGGUGCAGCAUCUUGAAGGUACUGCAACAUCCCCGCAAAGUCUUGGUCACUGGUAGUGUAGAAAGUCAGAUUUCAUCUUCUCACCUUGCCUCUUUUCUUUGAAUACGGAGAAAAGUAUUCAAACCGUGACAGGAGCCCUGUAAGAUCUUACAUGUAAAAGCUCUCCAGCACCACCUCAGAAGCACAAAGGUGAUCAUUCUGUGGAAUAGUUAUAGUGGUGAAUUGGUAUACAAUGCUGGUAAACAUCUUGUGGUCAAACCACAUAUAAAUGGGAAUACUGAGGUAAAACUGCUGAGAGAACACAGCAGCAAAUAGUGUGUCCUUUAGAUGUGUUUGGACUUGGGUUUGUAUUUACUGCAUCUCACAGUUUUUAAGUUGAGACAGUUUCUUUCUCUAGGAAACAUUGCAGGUUUCUUUCAAGAUAAUAAUUACUUUGACUUCUUCAAGUGGAAGAGUGAUUUGUUUUGUAGAAAGCAGCUUCUUUUCCCCAGAUGGUGCAAUGUGCUUUAUCAUGCGUAACGUGAUUAAACUGAAGUGGAUGAUACCAAGAGAGCAGAAGAAAUAAGAGGCUUAUGAAACAGAGGGUUUAUGUUUCUGUGAAAUAUGCUGAGACAUUUCUGCACAGUAGUUGACACUGCCUAGAUUGUCUUGCAAGUUCAUUAUGCAAAAUCAUUUUACUAGUUGUGGCAGUGGCUAUUUAUUCCACUUUCCUUAGUAGGGUGGCAGAGCAGAGUAAUCUUUUGCAGGCCAACCUUGGGGUAUAGAUGUAUUUGCAGUUUUCAUAUGUAAAUUUUCUCUGGGAACAGGAGCAGUAGAAUCACCUUAGCACUGAUUGCAUCUCAGUAAGUUACAUAACUUAGCUCUUUGGGGUAUUUUUUAAUUAACGCAGCUACCAUGCUUUAUUCUGAGCUGAGUUGCACAGAGCCAUGUGAACAUCCGAGCUUACUUGAGAUAGCUUGGUGAUCUCAAAAAAGGUGCUGUGUGAUAAUCUGGUGGUAGAGUGUUACAUUUCAGUUUUUUCACUUUGACCAAAAAUGUCAGAAGCAAGAGAAAAAAGUCAUGACUUCUGUAAUACUCUAUUUUUAUACUAUCAGUGGGGUGUUAUUUAAGAGUGCCAGUUCUGAGCCAAAGUCAACUGAAGAAAUAUCAGGCUGAGCUUCUGAUCCUGAACCAGCGAGUAGAAAAUCCCAUCCAUGCCCAGCAUGGCAGCAAUGCUUGCACUCUGCAGCUGGCCUUUUCCCACAGUAAGGAAGGAUCUUUUCUGCCUCUUGGGCUGGUGAGUUCAGUUUACUCUAUCCCUAGUUCUUGCUUGUGCUGUCUGUUCUUCCUAGGUUUGUCGCUGCCAGGAGACUCUGCUGCCUUUUAAGCUGAAGUUACAUCCAUGGACUUUUCUCCCUGAGCUGGGAGCGGCAGGUGAAUAUUUGAGUCCUGUUCUGGUAAUGCUGCCCAAAAGUAAAAGCCCAUGUACUAUUUUAGCUCGAGCCUGCCAUUUGGUACAGAACUGCUCUUUCUUUUCAUACACUUCAGCCAUUGCAGGUGUGUCCAGGUGACAGCAGGUCUGAAAGAGCUUAUGAGAUUCUCCUUGUUCCUGUGAGCAACAAGUUAAAUGUAGAAGUAUUAGAAGUUUACAGUGAAACCUUAAAUUGGAUUGACUCCUGACUCACUAUAUAUAUAUAUAUAUAUCACUUUCAGUGUGAGCCUGUUCACUUCCAUGUUCCAAAUGCAGGAUCUAUAAAUGUGAUUGCAAACAAAGUCUCCUCAUGGAUACCGAAGAAAGCUGACGCUCAGACACUUUUCAUCCUACCAUGGUACUGGAAAUGAAAUUCAUCUGACAAUAGGUUGUUUCUAAGUCUGUGAAUGUAUAUGGGGAAAACCCAAAUACAUGUCUUUUAUUCACUAUCCAGCAUGAAGACAAUUUUGUAUUUUAAAUGCUAAAGAAAUAAACUUUGAAGGAUCUUU